Messenger RNA from Prunus avium (sweet cherry), 2478 nucleotides. Its product is annotated as Thiamine pyrophosphate dependent pyruvate decarboxylase family protein. Gene Ontology annotation, molecular function: thiamine pyrophosphate binding; magnesium ion binding; pyruvate decarboxylase activity. The record is from RefSeq and is a predicted model, not a curated record. Gene Ontology annotation, cellular component: cytosol. NCBI's taxonomy places the organism in Eukaryota, Viridiplantae, Streptophyta, Magnoliopsida, Rosales, Rosaceae.
UUCGAAAUUAAAAGUUUCCACUAUUAUAGAGUUCUUGUCAUUGGUUGGGUCACUAAAUUCCAUAGCUAAGUUGCAGAUUUAAUUGGAAAAUAAUCAGAAUUUUCUAGUCCUUUCUAAACGAAACUCAGAAAAAUCAGAAACAAUUAUUAUAAUACUUGCGCGCCACUCAUUCACCUGUAUUAAGAAUCCACUGCCACCCACUGCCUUCACUAAAAGCCUCUCAUGAAAACCGCCCCUGGUAUCUUCCCUUCUCUGCCGACCGCCCUAUAAAAACCCACCUCCCUUUUCACCACUAAACAUCAAAAAACCAAAAACCAAAAAUCCCAUUUCUCGCUACACGAAAAUUCUCAUCACAAAGUUUCGAUUUUUAUUGUUUUGAGUGUUUCUGAGUGUCUCCAUCUUUCUUUUGUUUUGAGUGUUUCUGAGUGUGAUCGAAGUCACUCAACAAUCCAUGGACACCAAAAUCGGAGCACUUGGCGUUUGCAAGCCCGCAAGCAACGAAGUGGGCAGCCUGCCAAACGGCACAGCUAUGGCGAUUCAGAAUUCUGCCCCCUCCACCGUGAUCAACUCUUCCGAGGCCACUCUGGGUCGCCACCUUGCUCGCCGACUCGUCCAAAUCGGGGUCACCGACGUCUUCACUGUGCCCGGUGACUUCAACUUGACCCUUCUCGACCACCUCAUCGCAGAGCCUGGGCUCACCAACAUUGGCUGCUGCAACGAGCUCAACGCCGGCUACGCCGCUGAUGGCUACGCUCGCUCUCGUGGCGUCGGCGCGUGUGUUGUUACUUUCACUGUGGGGGGGCUCAGUGUUCUCAAUGCGAUCGCUGGAGCCUACAGUGAGAACUUGCCUCUGAUUUGUAUAGUUGGAGGACCCAACUCUAAUGACUAUGGAACCAACCGGAUUCUUCACCACACUAUUGGGUUGCCUGAUUUUACCCAAGAGCUUAGGUGCUUUCAGACCGUCACUUGCUAUCAGGCUGUCGUAAAUAAUCUGGAAGAUGCACAUGAAUCGAUCGAUACGGCAAUUUCAACUGCUUUGAAAGAAAGCAAGCCUGUUUACAUUAGCAUAAGCUGUAACUUGGCUGGGAUUCCCCAUCCUACGUUUAGCCGGGAACCAGUUCCAUUUUCAUUGUCUCCCAAACUGAGCAAUCAGUGGGGCUUAGAGGCUGCAGUUGAGGCAGCUGCAGAGUUCUUGAACAAGGCAGUGAAACCAGUUAUGGUAGGUGGGCCUAAACUGCGAGUUGCACAUGCUGGUGAUGCCUUUGUUGAACUAGCUGAUGCCAGUGGUUAUGCUCUGGCUGUGAUGCCUUCAGCAAAGGGGCUUGUGCCAGAGCACCACCCUCAUUUCAUUGGGACAUAUUGGGGCGCCGUGAGCACUGCCUUUUGUGCUGAGAUUGUGGAGUCUGCAGAUGCGUACUUGUUUGCUGGACCAAUUUUCAAUGACUACAGCUCUGUUGGGUACUCUCUCCUUCUCAAGAAAGAGAAGGCAAUCAUCGUGCAGCCCGAUCGUGUGACAAUAGCAAAUGGCCCUUCAUUUGGUUGUGUUCUCAUGAAGGAUUUCCUCAGAGCACUAGCAAAGAAGCUCAACCACAACAACACUGCUCAUGAGAACUACCGCAGGAUCUUUGUUCCUGAUGGACACCCUCUACAGUGUGCACCCAGAGAACCUUUGAGGGUUAAUGUUCUGUUUGAACAUGUCCAAAAGAUGCUGUCAAGUGAAACAGCUGUGAUUGCUGAGACAGGGGACUCAUGGUUUAACUGCCAGAAACUGAGAUUGCCGGCUGGUUGCGGGUACGAGUUCCAAAUGCAAUAUGGAUCAAUUGGUUGGUCAGUUGGAGCAACUCUUGGGUAUGCUCAGGCUGUUCCUGAGAAGCGAGUGCUUGCUUUCAUCGGUGAUGGGAGCUUUCAGGUGACUGCCCAAGAUGUGUCGACAAUGAUUCGAAAUGGGCAGAAGACCAUCAUCUUCCUGAUAAACAAUGGUGGAUACACCAUUGAAGUAGAGAUCCAUGAUGGACCAUACAAUGUGAUCAAGAACUGGAACUACACAGGACUUGUUGAUGCCAUCCACAAUGGAGAGGGCAAGUGCUGGACAACCAAGGUCCGUUAUGAAGAGGAGCUGAUUGAAGCAAUUGAGACUGCAACUGGGGACAAGAAGGAUAGCUUGUGCUUCAUUGAGGUGAUAGUUCACAAGGAUGAUACCAGCAAAGAGUUGCUUGAGUGGGGGUCUAGGGUUUCUGCGGCCAACAGCCGCCCACCCAACCCUCAGUAAACUCUUUCAUGCCAUGGCCUUCAUUAAUGUAGUGUUAUUUGUUCUGAAACAUUAGAAUGUUGCUCUUUCUUAUGGAGGGUUUCUUAUGUUUCUUGUUGUUUUUUUUUAAAAAAUUUCCCUUGGUAAACGGUGUCUGUGUUUUACUUGAAUUUUUGUUGGGUUCUAUGUAUAUUCCCCUUUGAAUUUGAGCAUCUUCUGAUAUUUUAGUU